Messenger RNA from Miscanthus lutarioriparius, 3015 nucleotides. Lineage: Eukaryota; Viridiplantae; Streptophyta; Magnoliopsida; Poales; Poaceae. The record is from the annotation of a GenBank genome assembly.
AUGUACAAGAGGAAUUACCGACGGUUCACUUGGAAUAAUAGGAUAGCUUAUGGUGCACCUGUUUUAACUGGGAGGCGAGAUACUGGGAAAGAUGAAUGUAGUUAUUACUCAGUUAUUGCUGCUUUGGAGUCAAAUCUGCGAAUUCAACGAGGUUUUGUGGACAAUUUGUCCAUAAAGUAUUUGAAGCAGAAGCAUGUGAAGGGACAACGACUUUCAUGCCCAAUGCAUAAGAUUUCUGGGUAUAAAAGGUAUGAUGUGUCCCAGUAUAUGCAUAUUCGAUUUGCCCUUGAGAAGCAUUUGAGGCAUGGCCCGAUGCUGGCUGUUUUCUGGAUCAGCGCGAACUAUGUCAAUUGCAUGGAGAAUGGUUCCGUUUAUCGUUUUUCAGGUGUACAUGAAUUGGAAGAUGAGAAGGAAGCAGAGGAUGAGAGAAGUAGGAUUAGUCAUGCAGUGUGCGUAGUGAGCUUUGGUAUUGAGGAGAUGGUUCCAUUUCUUAUGUUUUUAGAACUGAUAAAGCAGAAGUAUAGGAUGGUAUCACUCUGCUAUUUCUGCCCCGGGCUCACAACGCGGUCCCGGAUGCCCGUGAAGCGGUACAAGAAGAUCCUUGCUGAAAUCUUCCCCAAAACACAGGAUGAAGAGCCUAACGAGAGAAGGAUUGGGAAGUUAUGCGAUCUCAGUAAGCUUGUCGUGUUAUGCAUGUUUAUAUCUGAGCAGAUCACAGUUUACUUGGAGCAACAUAUUUACCGGGACUUAAGAAGUGAGCAGUACGGCUUUGCAAAAGUGGUGAUGUUGAUAUAUCGCAGACUGUCUGUUUCCUGUAGAGAACAGAUGCCUCUGUUUGCAAGUAGCCUAUUAAGCAUUGUACACACUCUUUUAGACCAAAAGAGGCAGGAUGAUUUGCGCAUCGUUGGGUGUGAAACCUUGUUUGAUUUUGCUGUGAAUCAGGUGGAUGGUACAUAUCAGUUCAAUUUGGAAGGGCUAGUCCCAAGACUGUGUGAAAUAGCCCAAGAAGUAGGAGAAGAUGAGAGGGCAACUGCCCUACGAGCUGCAGCCCUGCAAUCUCUUUCAGCUAUGGAAGUUCAAAACUCAAAGUGUAUGGUUUAUGGGGAGCUUUCUCAUAUCUCGUCAGAGUUUGACAAUGUUGUUCAAGUUGUACUGGAAAACUACAAACCUCAGAAGAUGCAAAAUGAUGAUCAAAGUACCAAUGAUGCUGACAACCAGUUGGUGCAGGAAGGCCAGAAUGCUGAGCACCCCCCUUCCCCUUUCAUUAUCACUCCGGCUCCUUCUUGGGAGAACAUAGUUAAUGUCAAGGGAGGAGUCAACGUGCCAGUGGAAGAUGCCAGGGAUCCUAAGUUUUGGUCCAGAAUCUGUGUGCACAAUAUGGCCAAGCUUUCUAGGGAGGCAACCACAUUCCGCCGCAUCUUGGAAUGUUUGUUUCGGUACUUUGGUAACAAUAGUUCAUGGUUAUCAGAAAAUGGACUUGCUUUGUGUGUCUUGUUGGACAUGCAACUUUUAGUAGAAAGCUCAGGACAAAAUAUGCACUUAAUGCUGUCACUGCUGAUAAAACAUAUUGAGCAUAAGACAAUGUUGAAGCAGCCAGACAUGCAGCUUAGCAUCGUGGAGGUGGCAGCUACCCUUGCAGAACAAUCCAGUGCUAUCGCUUCACCAGCAACUAUAGGUGCCAUAAGUGAUCUUGUGAGGCAUUUGAAAAGGACAUUCCACAUUACUCUUGGCAGCAAAGAUAUGGAAUUAGUAAAAUGGAACGAGAAAUUCCGGAAGGGCAUAGAUGAAUGCCUAGUUCAGCUGUCAAAGAAGGUGACUGAUGCUGGGCCAGUUCUUGACAUGAUGGCAGUUAUGCUAGAAAACAUUGCGAGCACUCCUGUUGUAGCUAGAUCAACUGCAGCUGCUGUUUAUCGCACAGCUCAAAUAAUUGCUUCCGUGCCAAAUUUGCAAUAUCAGAAUAAGGCAUCAACAUUUGAGGCUCUUACUCAGAGUUUUCAGGUUGCAUUUUCUUUGAGGAGCUAUUCGCUCACUGAAGCAGAUUCAUUACAACCGUGUCGGCGCCGGUCAUUGUUUACUCUGUCCACAGCCAUGAUUAUUUUCUCGUCAAGAGCUUACAAUGUGUUGCCACUCAUCCCGAUCUGUAAACAAAUGAUCAAUGAUCGUGCGGCCGAUCCGUUCCUUCAUUUGAUGGAUGAGAGCAGACUUACAGCUGUCAAGGAUUCUUCAGAUGAUCCUUCAAAAAUAUAUGGAUCGCCAGAGGACAACAGUAAUGCACUGAAGUCCCUUUCAGAAAUAGAACUAUCAGAAAGUCAAUCUCGAGAGUGCAUAGUCUCCACAAUCAUGAACAGCAUUGCAAAUAUGCUGGAUGCGGAAUUGCAUAAUGUGAGAAGCCAAUUGCUAAGUGAUUUCACUCCCGAUGACAUGUGUCCUACAAGCACUCAGUUCUUUGAAGUGCAUGUUGAUAAUCCUUCAUCAGGGUCUCAUGAGACUGGUCACCAUCAAGAGGGUUUGCUGAUUGACCUGGGGAAUGACCAUGAUGCUUUUGGGGAAGCUUCAGAAAGCACAGAAGCUUCCGCAUCUUCUGUACCUGCAUCAGAUCUUCUGAGUAUCGAUCAGCUUCUUGAAACGGUUGGUUCAGAACCAGCACCUCAGGCUGGAGUAGUGUCAGCAGACAUUGGAUUCAAGGAUAUGACUAGCCACUGCGAAGCCCUGACGAUCGGGAAACAGCAGAAAAUGUCUGCCUUCAUGAGCUUCCAGCAAAGCGUGCAAGCGGCAGGGCUGCCAAGCAGCCAGCCCAACCAAAUGGAGUUGGACCUUUUCCAAGAUCCGAAGUUGCCUCAGGCCGGGGCACAUAGCACGAAUCCAUUCGCUGAUGACAGCCUUCAGGGAUAUCCACAGUACAUGAACGGUCCCAAUGGCGACAACGCACAGCCAGGUCAGGACUUCCAACAACAGUCUCUCAAGCUACCGGCGGCGAGCCCGUACGACAAUUUCCUCAGGGCUGCUGGCUGUUAG